Messenger RNA from Chroicocephalus ridibundus (black-headed gull), 1373 nucleotides. It is a transcript of the gene TCEA1, whose product is annotated as transcription elongation factor A1. Bases 129 to 1043 code for a protein of 304 amino acids. Gene Ontology annotation, cellular component: nucleus. The transcript is spliced from 10 exons. The record is from RefSeq and is a predicted model, not a curated record. Gene Ontology annotation, molecular function: zinc ion binding; nucleic acid binding. NCBI's taxonomy places the organism in Eukaryota, Metazoa, Chordata, Aves, Charadriiformes, Laridae. Gene Ontology annotation, biological process: DNA-templated transcription; transcription elongation by RNA polymerase II; positive regulation of transcription by RNA polymerase II.
UGUCCGCAGAGCUCGGCGGCGGCACCGCGGGGAGCGGAGAGCAGGGCAGGGCAGGGCAGCGGGGUCCGCUCCGCCGGCUUCAGCUCCCGCACGCCGCGUCAGGCCGCGCUCCGGCCGCCGCAGCCGCCAUGACCACGGAGGACGAGAUCAUCCGCAUCGCCAAGAAGAUGGACAAGAUGGUGCAGAAGAAGAACGCGGCUGGAGCUCUUGAUUUAUUGAAGGAGCUUAAGAAUAUUCCCAUGACCCUUGAGUUGUUACAGUCUACCAGAAUUGGAAUGUCAGUGAAUGCAAUACGCAAGCAAAGCACAGAUGAAGAAGUUACAUCUUUAGCAAAAUCUCUUAUCAAGUCUUGGAAAAAACUGUUAGAUGGACCUUCAACUGAUAAAGAUUCUGAAGAAAAGAAAAAGGAGCCUGCAUCUUCCUCACAAAACAGCCCUGAAGCAAGAGAAGAAAGCAGUUCAAGUAGCAAUUCCAGCAGCAGAAAGGAGGAGGGUAGUGCUCCCUCAAAUUCUUUCAUCCCUUCUUUUCCCCGGGCUCCAAGCACUUCGGAUUCUGUACGAGUGAAAUGUAGAGAAAUGCUCUCUGCGGCUCUCAGAACAGGAGAUGACUACAUUGCUAUUGGUGCUGAUGAGGAAGAGCUGGGUUCUCAGAUUGAAGAAGCUAUUUUUCAAGAAUUGAAAAACACCGAUAUGAAAUACAAAAAUAGGGUACGAAGUAGGAUAGCAAAUCUCAAGGAUGCAAAGAAUCCUAACCUAAGGAAAAAUGUGUUAUGUGGGAACAUUCCCCCUGACAAGUUUGCCAAAAUGACAGCAGAGGAAAUGGCAAGUGAUGAGCUGAAAGAAAUGCGCAAAAAUCUGACCAAAGAAGCUAUCAGAGAGCACCAGAUGGCUAAAACAGGAGGUACCCAAACUGAUCUGUUUACAUGUGGCAAGUGCAAAAAGAAGAACUGUACAUACACCCAGGUUCAAACCCGCAGUGCUGAUGAACCCAUGACAACGUUUGUUGUCUGUAAUGAAUGUGGAAACAGAUGGAAGUUCUGUUAGAAGAAGAAAUUGUCAAGACAUCUGGACCAGUAUGAAAGAGGAUUUUGUAAUUAGCUUUAAAAAUUAGGCUAAGCAUCUAGCUUCCUGCAAACAAGAGGGUUUUUUGGUUUGGUUUAUUUUUGGUUUUUUGUUUUCUUUUUUUUUUUUUUUUUUUUUUUAAAGCAGCAUACAUGCCUGAAAUUAGCCUUUGUUUUGACACAACCAUCAUUUCCUUAAAUGCCUUCCUUAUAGCUGAUAGUCGGUAGGGCCAGGUUGCUCAAUUGUAUGGUGAAUGUUAAAAUAUUUUUUCAUUUUUAUAAGUAAGUUGACAUUAAACUUUUACCAAUUAAA